AUGGCUGUUCCGCUGUAUAAUGCCGAGUUGGCACCUCCCGAGGUUCGAGGAUCUUUGGUCGCCAUGCAGCAAAUGUCGAUUGUAACGGGCAUUAUGAUAUCAUUCUGGAUUGACUACGGGACGAAUUAUAUCGGAGGACCUGGUGAAAACCAGUCUGAGGCCGCCUGGAGGAUCCCUUUGGCCCUUCAACUUGUGCCUGCCCUCAUUCUUGGUAUCGGUGUUAUUUUCAUGCCAUACUCUCCUCGAUGGCUCGUAGCACAAGGGCGUGAUGAAGAGGCCAUCAAGGUUCUUUGCAUGACACGCGAGCUCCCCGCGGACUCAGAUAUCAUCCAGAUUGAAUACCUCGAAAUCAAAGCCGAAGUUCUGUUCGAGGCGGAACUCGAACAGGCACGGUAUCCCCAAUAUCAAGACGGUAGCAGAUCCUCGCGUUUCAAGCUAGGACUCAGCAAGUAUACUAGCCUUAUUACCAAUCGAACCUACCUCAUUCGCGUUGCUGUUGGUUCCUUGACUAUGUUCUUCCAACAAUGGACCGGUAUUAACGCAGUGCUCUAUUAUGCUCCCAGCAUCUUCAGGUCGCUUGGCCUUAGCGGGAAUACAAUUUCGUUACUUGCUACUGGGGUUGUUGGCAUAACUAUGUUCCUCACGACCAUUCCAACUGUUAUCUAUAUCGACCAAGUAGGAAGAAAGCCUGUGCUUGUUAGCGGGGCGAUAAUUAUGGGUGUCUGCCACCUUAUUAUUGCGAUCCUAUCCGCCAGAUUCAAUGAAUCUUGGCCAUCGCAUACUGCCGCUGGGUGGGUGGCGUGUGUUCUGGUCUGGAUUUUUGCUGCUGCGUUCGGGUACUCUUGGGGACCGGCUGCAUGGGUCCUUGUCGCUGAAAUCUACCCUAUCUCUGUACGUGGCCCAGGAAUGUCAAUCGCCGCGUCUUCAAACUGGAUGAAUAACUUUAUUGUUGGGCAAGUUACCCCGAGCAUGAUGGAGCAUAUUACGUACGGCACUUUCAUCUUCUUCGGCCUAUUCUCUCUCGCGGGAGGAGCAUUUGUUCACUUUUUAGUACCGGAGACUAAAGGGCUCACCCUUGAAGAGAUGGAUCUUGCAUUUGGAGAUCACUCAGGCACUGCCGCGGCAGAUCGCGAACGCAUGACAGAGAUAUCCAAUAGAAUCGGUUUGUCGCGGCUUACAGGAGGAGCUGAAAUAGGGCACGGGAAAGUAGAAAGCGCUGAUGAGAAACACAGUGUGGAACACGCUGAAUAA
Rhizoctonia solani is the source of this 1251-nucleotide messenger RNA. Its product is annotated as Sugar (and other) transporter. The record is from RefSeq and is a predicted model, not a curated record. Gene Ontology annotation, molecular function: carbohydrate:proton symporter activity. The transcript has 19 exons. Gene Ontology annotation, cellular component: membrane. NCBI's taxonomy places the organism in Eukaryota, Fungi, Basidiomycota, Agaricomycetes, Cantharellales, Ceratobasidiaceae. The coding region runs from base 1 to 1251 and encodes 416 amino acids. Gene Ontology annotation, biological process: carbohydrate transport; transmembrane transport.